Capra hircus (goat) is the source of this 1376-nucleotide messenger RNA. It is a transcript of the gene ISCA2, whose product is annotated as iron-sulfur cluster assembly 2. The record is from RefSeq and is a predicted model, not a curated record. Gene Ontology annotation, cellular component: mitochondrion. Gene Ontology annotation, molecular function: iron ion binding; 2 iron, 2 sulfur cluster binding; 4 iron, 4 sulfur cluster binding. Gene Ontology annotation, biological process: iron-sulfur cluster assembly. Bases 22 to 414 code for a protein of 130 amino acids. The transcript has 4 exons. NCBI's taxonomy places the organism in Eukaryota, Metazoa, Chordata, Mammalia, Artiodactyla, Bovidae.
GGGCGGAGCUUGCAGAAGAAAAUGGCGGCCGUCCGGGGGCUAACAGCUGUGGCCCUGAGAGUGGUGACUCCCUGGCAAAGGAGCAGCAGGAUUCUCACGGCCUCCCGCGGACCCCGGGCGCUUCGGGAAGUGUCGUCCUCUAGCCCUGAAGCUGGCGAAGGGCAGAUCCACCUCACCGACAGCUGCGUCCAGAGGCUUCUGGAAAUCACCGAAGGGUCAGAAUUCCUCAGGCUGGAGGUGGAGGGAGGUGGAUGCUCCGGAUUCCAGUACAAAUUUUCACUGGAUACAGUUAUCAACCCCGACGACAGGCAAGGAGAAAGGGGGUGUUUGAAAAGGGUGGGGCAAGAGUGGUGGUUGACUCUGAUAGCUUGGCCUUCGUCAAAGGGGCCCAUGUGGACUUCAGCCAAGAACUGAUCCGAAGCUCAUUUCAAGUGUUGAACAAUCCUCAAGCGCAGCAAGGUUGCUCUUGUGGAUCAUCCUUCUCUGUCAAACUUUGAUGUGAUGACAAGUGACCCGGAGAUUGCUAUCAUCUGACUGAUUUGAGGAACCUGGGAUUAGAACAAUUCUAGAAGUUUCCUUCCUAUCGUGACCCUCUCUCAAUUUUAUUUUCCCUUAAUUCAGGAUGUUGUUUCACCACUAUUUUCAGAAUGUGAAACUUUUACUCUUGAUUUAAUUUCUCCUACACAGUUGUAAGGCCAAGCCUGUGGAUGCUGUUACCUAAGAUUUAGUAACUGGUUGAAACCAGUAUCAUCUGUAGCACCUCCAAGGUUCCAGGAGUUCUCUGGCCUUCAGAGCUACUUGUACAAAUGUGUAUAGCUAUGUAUAAAAGCUUCGUUUUAAAGAAAGUCCUUAUUUAUUUGUGUUGUGGAUCAGAAUCACAGAUUGCAUAGCUUGAACACUGUGUUACUAGACCAGAAAGGAUGAGAAAGCCAAAGGAAAUGUUAUCUUUUUGUUUUGCUAUUUAUUUAUUUACUUACUUUUAUUGAAGUAUAGUUGAUUUGCAGUAUUGUGCCAAUCUCUGCUGUACAGCGAAGUGACUCAGUUAUAUACAUAUAUACUUUCCUUUUUAUUUUCUCUUCCAUUAUGGUUUAUCACAGGAUAUUGAAUAUAGUUUCCCUGUGCUAUACAGUAGGACCUUGUUGUUGAAAUGUUAUCUUUUUCAUCUCACCCUUCCUUAAUGUGCUAGUUUACUUACCAUUAUUUUCUGUGCACCCCAUUCUUUGCUUCCCAUUUGUUACAGCAGAUACAUUUUCUUCUUAUACUUAGGAAUGUGUUAGAUUCACGAAACCAAUAACCCAUCACCCAGAAAAACUUCGAACUAAACCUCACUGAUACUUGAAUCAUAAGUUUGAAAAUAAGCUCCAUACUCCAUAUUC